AACCUGAGUGGUGUGUUAUUUACUUUUAUAGACCCAGACAGAGGAGAAAUAUUGGCCAUGUCCCAGGAGAAGCCAGACGCUGGCAGCCAGACCCAGUCGCAGCCUCAGACCCAGUCCCAGAGUGGCUCCAGCUCCUCCUCUGCUCCAGGCUCCGCCAGCCAGUCAUCCUCUGGGUCAGGCACGGUCAGUUCAGUGGACACCAUCCCUGUUAGGGACCUGGGCUCCAUACCAGAGGAGCCAGAGCCACAGCCCUGGGGCCUCCUGCUGCCUAUGCAGAGAGGCUUCAGAGCCUACAGUGAGUGCAACAACCACAUGACGUGCCCCUGUUAUCUGGGUGGUUAGGAUACCUUUAGGCAGUGAAUACUGGGGGAGUUUAGUUGAUUAAACGUUUUGCUACAGUUUGUACUGAACAACACGUUUUCCCACAAUGGUGCGGGAACAUAAUUUGAGGUAUGUUUCAUCCCAUUUGGUGGGUGUGGUGGAGUGUGACCAGGGCCCGGUUUCUCAAAGCAUCUUAAGGCUAAGUUCACCGUUAGAACCUUCAUAGGAGCAUUGUUAAAUCCCUGAGCUGUUUCCCAAAACAUUAUUAUCGUUGCACUUGAAAACUUUCUAUUUUGCUACUUGUAGGCUACUGUCUGUAAUUAAUCAAUAUAUUUAAUGAUGUGUAGCCUAACUUGUGGGCAAUGAUGUCCCAAAGCAGUGAUUUUAGUGCAUUUUUAUUGGGUAAGCAUUAGAAUAAGCCACUUCAAUAUUUGCAGCCAUAGGUGGUAAUAUCUCUCUAGGAGCUGAUCUGUCGUUAGUAUUGUGAAAUAAUUAUAAUGUUAAGGUAAGAUUUGAAUGAAGAAGGCUGAUCUGAGAGCAGCGCUCCCUUUCUUUCUAUCCAACAACGCACUUAGCGACCGUUUUCUCUGUGUGGUGUUUUGGGAAACGGAUGUUGCAUCUUCGUCCAUUGUGGGAAAGAUGCAUCAUUAAAACACUCGUAAGCCUAAAAGUUCCAUCGCUAUCGGGAAACCGGGCCCUGAUCAAAAACAGUGUGACCAUUUGAAAUCGUAAAACUACUGCAGCAGCACACUGUACAAAAUCGUCCUCUGAGCCACCAUAAUCAGUAAUCACAAUGUUCUUCAACUGGUCUUUCAGAUCAGUAGCAUUUCCGUUCAUUUAAACACUGCGCAACGUUGUGUCCUGCUGAAAGUGGCCCAUGUGGAUACUGUGUGUGUGAGAGAUUUUUAGUAUUUCUCAACUAGCACUAGCAUCUAUGUGUAUUCUCUUCUCUUAGCCUCUAUUGAAGUGAUGGUGUUAGUUUUACUUUUUCCCCCAGACUGUGUUGAAGACUACGCUUGGUUUGGCCGGCACACUAAAUGUAACUAUUGCUUUGACGUCCCCAUACUGAGGAAAUCAUCCAGAUUUGCUGCAUACAGCAAUAAACAUUUUAGGAUAUUCCGAGUAGGUCUAUUCAUUUUUCACAAAUAUCUAUUUUAUUUAAGGAAGUCCAUUGUUUUGUUCAUCAGUGUGCUCUGUAAUGACGGUCAGAUCUUUACGUUGCAGGAGAAGAACAUUGUCUAUGUCUUUGACAACAGUAACAAUGGCACGUUUGUUGACGGUAAAAUUAUUGGACAAGGAAAAAUGUUGCCGCUAGCGAACAAUGCAGUGUUGUCCCUUGCUGAAGAACGCCACAAAGGUACCCUUGUUUCAGAGGUUUAUUUCAAUUAAUUUCUGUUUAAUCACUGAUACUUAAAUAGCAGCCAGGAGGCCCUAUCCAGCAUGCUAUUAUAUUCCAUGUAGCUCUAAACAUUAAGUAUAUGGCAUCAUUCCCUUACUCGUUGCAUUAAUAAUAAAUUAAACUGAUUGUUUCUCCCUUCAUUAGUGUUUGUGUUCAUUGAUCUCAUGGCGGAUGAACAGUCCAACUUACCCAAAGAGUUAAGUGAGAAAUACCUGAUCACCAAAAAGAUUGGAGCGUAAGUGAGCAUUUUAACAUGUGUAUUUUACUAAAUCUUGUUACUCAUAUGAUUUUGUUUUGAAUUACAGAAUAACAUUCUAAUAUGAUUUGUUAUACCAGUGGUGUGUGCGGGGAAGUGAAACUGGCAUUUGAGAGGGCCACUUGCAAAAAGGUGGCCGUGAAGACUAUCAACAAGAAGGACUUCCCGGCAUCUGUUGGCGUAAGUCUUAUCACCAUUUUCCUCCUGUUCUAGUUUAUGAAUACUAGCUACUGCAAUAAAUGUAGCAGUCAUCUUUGUUCAAUUAUAGACUGCCACACGAAGUGCAGAACGAGAGAUCCAGAUCCUUCAAAAGAUUGACCAUGUAAGUAUUGUCAUUUCUAAUAGCCUAUUUACAGUUGAAGUCGGAAGUUUACAUACACCGUAGCCAAAUACAUUUAAACUCAGUUUUUCACAAUUCCUGACAUUUAAUCCUAGUAAAUAUUCCCAGUCUUAGGUCAGUGAGGAUCACCACUUUAUUUUAAGAAUGUGAAAUGUCAGAAUAAUAGGAGAGUGAUUUAUUUCAGCUUUUAUUUCUUUCAUCACAUUCCCAGUGGGUCAGAAGUUUACAUACACUCAAUUAGUAUUUGGUACCCUGUAGCUCAGUUGGUAGAGCAUGGCGCUUGCAACGCCAGGGUUGUGGGUUCCUUUCCCACGGGGGGCCAGUAUGAGAAAACAUUUAUGCACUCACUAACUGUAAAUCGCUCUGAAUUAGAGCGUCUGCUAAAUUACUAAAAUGUAAAUGUAAAAUGUAUUUGGUAGCAUUGCCUUUACAUUGUUUAUCUUGGGUCAAAUGUUUCGGGUAGCCUUCCACAAGCUUCCCUCAAUAAGUUGGGUGAAUUUUGGCCCAUUCCUCCUGACAGAGCUGGUGUAACUGAGUCAGGUUUGUAGGCCUCCUUGCUCGCACACGCUUUUUCAGUUCUGCCCACAAAUGUUCUAUAGGAUUGAGGUCAGGGCUUUGUGAUGGCCACUCCAAUACCUUGACUUUGUUGUCCAUAAGCCAUUUUGCCACAACUUUGGAAGUAUGCUUGGGGUCAUUGUCCAUUUGGAAGACCCAUUUGCGACCAAGCUUUAACUUCCUGACUGAUGUCUUGAGAUGUUGCUUCAAUAUAUCCACAUAAUUUUCCUUCCUCAUGAUGUCAUAUAUUUUGUGAAGUGCACCAGUCCCUCCUGCAGCAAAGCACCCCCACAGCAUGAUGCUGCCAUCCCCGUGCUUCACGGUUGGGAUGGUGUUCUUCAGCUUGCAAGCAUCCCCCUUUUUCCUCCAAACAUAACGAUGGUCAUUAUGGCCAAACAGUUCUAUUUUUGUUUCAUCAGACCAGAGGACAUUUCUCCAAAAAGUACGAUCUUUGUCCCCAUGUGCAGUUGCAAACCGUAGUCUGGCUUUUUUAUGGCGGUUUUGGAGCAGUGACUUCUUCCUUGCUGAGCGGCCUUUCAGGUUAUGUCGAGAUUGGACUCGUUUUACUGUGGAUAUAGAUACUUUUGUACCUGUUUCCUCCAGCAUCUUCACAAGGUCCUUUGCUGUUGUUCUGGGAUUGAUUUGCACUUUUCUCACUAAAGUACAGUUGUGGUCAAAAGUUUUGAGAAUGACACAAAUACUAAUAUUCACAAAGUCUGCUGCCUCAGUUUUGAUGAUGGCAAUUUGCAUACACUCCAGAAUGUCAUGAAGAGUUAACAGAUGAAUUGCAAUUAAUUGCAAAGUCCCUUUUUGCCAUGAAAAUGAACUUAAUCCCCAAAAAACAUUUCCACUGCAUUUCAGCCCUGCCACAAAAGGACCAGCUGCCAUCAUGUCAGUGAUUCUCUCGUUAACACAGGUGAGUGUUGACGAGGACAAGGCUGGAGGUCACUCGGUCAUGCUGAUUGAGUUAGAAUAACAGACUUAAAAAGGAGGGUGGUGCUUGAAAUCAUUGUUCUUCCUCUGUUAACCAUGGUUACCUGCAAGGAAACACGUGCCGUCAUCAUUGCUUUGCACAAAAAGGGCUUCACAGGCAAGGAUAUUGCUGCUAGUAAGAUUGCACCUAAAUCAACCAUUUAUCGGAUCAUCAAGGAGAGAGGUUCAAUUGUUGUGAAGAAGGCGUCAGGGCACCCAAGAAAGUCCAGCAAGCGCCAGGACCGUCUCCUAAAGUUGAUUCAGCUGCGGGAUUGGGGCACCACCAGUGCAGAGCUUGCUCAGGAAUGGCAGCAGGCAGGUGUGAGUGCAUAUGCACCCACAGUGAGGCGAAGACUUUUGGAGGAUGGCCUGGUGUCAAGAAGGGCAGCAAAGAAGCCACUUCUCUCCAGGAAAAACAUCAGGGACAGACUGAUAUUCUGCAAAAGGUACAGGGAUUGGACUGCUGAGGACUGGGGUAAAGUCAUUUUCUCUGAUGAAUCCCCUUUCCGAUUGUUUGGGGCAUCCGGAAAACACCUUGUCUGGAGAAGACAAGGUGAGCACUAUCAUCAGUCCUGUGUCAUGCCAACAGUAAAGCAUCCUGAGACCAUUCAUGUGUGGGGUUGCUUCUCAGCCAAGGGAGUGGGCUCACUCACAAUUUUGCCUAAGAACACAGCCAUGAAUAAAGAAUGGUACCAACACAUCCUCCGAGAGCAACUUCUCCCAACCAUCCAAGAACAGUUUGGUGAUGACCAAUGCCUUUUCCAGCAUGAUGGAGCACCUUGCCAUAAGGCAAAAGUGAUAACUAAGUGGCUUGGGGAACAAAACAUCGACAUUUUGGGUCCAUGGCCAGGAAAAUCCCCAGACCUUAAUCCCAUUGAGAACUUGUGGUCGAUCCUCAAGAGGCAGGUGGACAAACAAAAACCCACAAAUUCUGACAAACUCCAAACAUUGAUUAUGCAAGAAUGGGCUGCCUUCAGUCAGGAUGUGGCCCAGAAGUUAAUUGACAGCAUGCCAGGGCGGAUUGCAGAGGUCUUGAAAAAAAGGGUCAACACUGCAAAUAUUGACUCUUUGCAUAAACUUAAUGUAAUUGUCAAUAAAAGCCUUUGCCACUUAUGGAAUGCUUGUAAUUAUACUUCAGUGUAACAUCUGACAAAAAUAUCUCAUAACACUGAAGCAGCGAACUUUGUGAAGACCAAUACUUGUGUCAUUCUCAACUUUUAACCACGACUGUACGUUCAUCUCUAGGAGACAGAACGCGUCUCCUUCCUGAGCGGUAUGACGGCUGCGUGGUCCCAUGGUGUUUAUACUUGCGUACUAUUGUUUGUACAGAUGAUCGUGGUACCUUCAGGCGUUUGGAAAUUGUUCCCAAGGAUGAACCAGACUUGUGGAGGUUUUUUUCUGAGGUCUUGGCUGAUUUUCUUUUGAUUUUCCCAUGAUGUCAAGCAAAGAGGCACUGGGUUUGAAGGUAGGCUUUGAAAUACAUCCACAGGUACACCUCCAAUUGACUCAAAUUAUGUCAAUUAGCCUAUCAGAAGCUUCUAAAGCCAUGACAUAAUUUUCUGGAAUUUUCCAAGCUGUUUAAAGGCACAGUCAACUUAGUGUAUGUAAACUUCUGACCCACUGGAAUUGUGAUACAGUGAAAUAAUCUGUCUGUAAACAAUUGUUGGAAAAAUUACUUGUGUCAUGCACAAAGUAGAUAUCCUACCCGACUUGCCAAAACUAUAGUUUGUUAACAAGAAAUUUGUGGAGUGGUUGAAAAACUAGUUUUAAUGACUCCAACCUAAGUGUAUGUAAACUUCCGACUUCAACUGUAUAUCUCAAACUUAUUAUGCUGUAAUAACUGCCAAGGAGCCUAGUAAAGCAAUGGCUCUUUUACAUUUACAUUUUAGUAAUUUAGCAGACGCUCUUAUCCAGAGCGACUUACAGGAGUAAUUAGGGUUAAGUGCCUUGCUCAAGGGCACAUCGACAGAUUUGUCAGCUCGGGGAUUAGAACCAGCGACCUUUCGGUUACUGGCACAGCGCUAUUAACCACUAAGCUACCUGCCGCCAUGUCCAACAAUGUUUUCUUCCCUGGGGUAAUGAAAUGCCAUAGAAGUAGUCAUUUUCAACGUAUGUUUUCUACUGGACAAAGCCACAGACAUCACACUUUUCUACCACUUUGUAUCAAAAAGUCCUCUAGUAUUUGCCAGCUAUUUUUCUAUGUGUGUGUAACUUUUGCCUCCUGUCUUUUCCAGCCAUGUCUGAUCAAAACAAAAGACUUCUUCCAAACAGAUGACUCAUACUACAUUGUUUUAGAGCUGUGAGUUUAGUGUUUCAUUCACGCAGCCACUUUUUUUUAUCAAUGAGAAACAUAAUUUGUGUGGCGUGUAAUAUUUUCUAUAGCCCUCCUCAGAAGUAUAAUUGUCACAAGCAUAGUAUUUCCCUUCCCUUUGUUUUAUACCGUUUCAACUGAUAGCAUGUGUUGUGUUUCAGCAUGGAGGGUGGAGAACUCUACGACAGGGUCAAAAGCAAGCAACAGAUCGAGGAGCCAAUUGCCAAGCUAUAUUUUUACCAGAUGUUGAAAGCAGUAGAGGUGGGUGGGUUGAUGUAUUUUCAAUUUUUUUCAUUAGAAUUUUUAGAAGAGUGAUAUUUAGGAUUUGCCUGACGACUCACACUGAAUUCUUCCGCUGCUCUAUCGAUUUCUACAUACUUCAGUCUGAAUCUGCCAUCAUUGAAGUCAUUUGUGGUGACGAGGGGUGUUGUACAAAACAAAGUCAUCAGCAAUUGUAUCGUCUAACCAAUCAGAGUAUCAAAGCCAAUUACACAUUUUCAAACGUCACUACCCAUGUGUUCUGGCUCUGGCCCAACGCAUCGAUUUCUGGGACCAAUCAGACGGUCUGAAUGUGUUCGCAUUCUAGAAGGGUCGGGGAGGGAUUCAAAUCCAGACUCAUUGAGGAGAAGAAACAAACGCUCGUGGGCGUGGCAUUUGGCUGGAGGAAUGAGUCUGGGUAGCCAUGCAAAUUCAUGGUAGGAUUUAUGAAAUAUGUUCCGGUGUGAUGUGCUAAUGUUGAAAUGUCAAAAUACGCCAUACCUUUACACAUCAUCUUGUUUUAUACUGGAGAUACUUAAUGUUGCUUGAGUAGAUAUUCAACUGCUUCCUUAUGCUUGUUUAUCUUGCAAUCCUCCACUAGUACCUUCACAACAAUGGCAUCAUCCACAGAGACCUCAAACCUGAAAAUGUGCUGCUUUCGUCUCACGACGAUGUUUGCGUCAUCAAGGUAAGGUUUCUCAAAUCCCAAUGUGGGUAUUUCUUCCACAGUGAAUGAUCAUGGUAGAUCAAGAGUACGUGAGGGUAGAUAAAGUUAUCCACUUAAAUUCAUUGCCCUCCUGAAGCGGACCUCUAGACAUACUAGAUCUGGAGAACAGGAAAAAACUAAAAGCUUGGUUGAAUAGCCUCACUGAAGUGAAGAGUUACAGGCCUCCCGCUCUCUCUUUCUAUGUGACAGAUCACAGACUUUAAUCAGUCCAAGAUACUGGAGGAGUCUGCCCUGAUGAGGACCCUUUGUGGAACACCCACAUACCUGGCACCAGAGGUGUUUACGGACGCAAUCACUGUGGGCUACAGCAGGGCUGUAGAUGCCUGGAGUUUAGGGGUCGUCCUGUUUGUGUGGUAGGGAUCCAUGCUCCUGAUGCCAGGAUCACAGACAUAACAGUGCUGCUUGCUCUGACUGUAGUAGAUAUACAGGACUGUCAGCUUUAAUUUGAGGGUAUUUUCAUCCAUAUCGGGUGAACAGUUUAGAAAUUACAACAAUUGUUGUACAUAGUCCUCCCAUUUUAGGGGACCAAAAGUAUUGGGACAAAUUCACUUAUGUGAGUAGUCAAAAGUUUAGUAUUUGGUCCCAUAUUUAUAGCACACAACGAUUACAUCAAGAUUGUGACUCUACAAACUUGUUGGAUGCAUUUACUGUUUGUUUUGGUUGUGUUUCAGAUUAUUUUGUGCCCAAUAGAAAUGAAUGGUAAAUGAUGUAGUGUGUCAUUUUGGAGUCACUUUUAUUGUAAAAAAGAAUAGAAUGUUUCUAAACACUUCUACAUUAAUGUGGAUGCUACCAUGAUUACGGAUAGUUAGGUACAGUGGGGAGAACAAGUAUUUGAUACACUGCCGAUUUUGCAGGUUUUCCUACUUACAAAGCAUGUAGAGGUAUGUAAUUUUUAUCAUAGGUACACUUCAACUGUGAGAGACGGAAUCUAAAACAAGAAUCCAGAAAAUCACAUUGUAUGAUUUUUAAGUAAUUAAUUUGCAUUUUAUUGCAUGACAUAAGUAUUUGAUCACCUACCAACCAGUAAGAAUUCCGGCUCUCACAGACCUGUUAGUUUUUCUUUAAGAAGCCCUCCUGUUCUACACUCAUUACCUUUAUUAACUGCACCUGUUUGAACUCGUUACCUGUAUAAAAGACACCUGUCCACACACUCAAUCAAACAGACUCCAACCUCUCCACAAUGGCCAAGACCAGAGAGCUGUGUAAGGACUUCAGGAAUAAAAUUGUAGACCUGCACAAGGCUGGGAUGGGCUACAGGACAAUAGGCAAGCUGUUUGGUGAGAAGGCAACAACUGUUGGCGCAAUUAUUAGAAAAUGGAAGAAGUUCAAGAUGACGGUCAAUCAACCUCAGUCUGGGGCUCCAUGCAAGAUCUCACCUCGUGGGGCAUCAAUGAUCAUGAGGAAGGUGAGGGAUCAGCCCAGAAAUACACGGCAGGACCUGGUCAAUGACCUGAAGAGAGCUGGGACCACAGUCUAAAAAAAAAACAUUAGUAUCACACUACGCCGUCAUGGAUUAAAAUCCUGCAGCGCACGCAAGGUCCCCCUGCUCAAGCCAGCGCAUGUCCAGGCCCAUCUGAAGUUUGCCAAUGACCAUCUGGAUGAUCCAGAGGAGGAAUGGGAGAAGGUAAUGUGGUCUGAUGAGACAAAAAUAGAGCUUUUUGGUCUAAACUCCACUCGCCGUGUUUGGAGGAAGAAGAAGGAUGAGUACAACCCCAAGAACACCAUCCCAACCAUGAAGCAUGGAGAUGGAAACAUCAUUCUUUGGGGAUGCUUUUCUGUAAAGGGGACAAGACGACUGCACCGUAUUGAGGGGAGGAUGAAUGGGGCCAUGUAUCGCGAGAUCUUGGCCAACAACCUCCUUCCCUCAGUAAGAGCAUUGAAGAUGGGUCGUGGCUGGGUCUUCCAGCAUGACAACGACCCGAAACACACAGCCAGGGCAACUAAGGAAUAGCUCUGUAAGAAGCAUCUCAAGGUCCUGGAGUGGCCUAGCCAGUCUCCAGACCUGAACCCAAUAGAAAAUCUUUGGAGGGGGCUGAAAGUCUGUAUCGCCCAGCGACAGCCCCGAAACCUGAAGGAUCUGGAGAAGGUCUGUAUGCAGGUGUGGGCCAAAAUCCCUGCUGCAGUGUGUGCAAACCUGGUCAAGACCUACAGGAAACGUAUGAUCUCUGUAAUUGCAAACAAAGGUUUCUGUACCAAAUAUAAAGUUCUGCUUUUCUGAUGUAUCAAAUACUUAUGUCAUGCAAUAAAAUGCAAAUUAAUUACUUAAAAAUCAUACAAUAUGAUUUUCUGGAUUUUUGAUAAAAAUUACAGACCUCUACAUGCUUUGUAAGUAGGAAAAUCUGCAAAAUCGGCAGUGUAUCAAAUACUUGUUCUCCCCACUGUAUAUCCGUAAUCAUGGUAGCAUCCACAUUAAUUUAGUAGUGUUUAGAAACAUAUUAUAUUCUUAUUUACAAUAAAAGUGACUCCAAAAUGACACACUACAUUAUUUACCAUUCAUUUCUAUUGGGCACAAAAUAAUCUGAAACGCAAACAGCAAAUGCAUCCAACAAGUUUGUAGAGUCACAAGCUUGAUGUAAUCAUUGCGUGCUAGGAAUAUUGGACUAAAUACUAAACUUUGGACUACUUCAAUACACAUAAGUGAGUUUGUCCCCUAAAAUAGGGCGACUAUGUACAAAAAGUGCUGUAAUUUCUAAACGGUUCACACAAUAUGGAAGAAAAAACCCUCAAAUUAAAACUGACAGUCUGCACACGUUAAACCCAUAGUCAUUGUGUCAUUUGAAAUCUAAAGUGCUGGAGUACGUACAGAGCGCACCCCCCAAAAAAGUGUCACUAUCCCAAUAAUUUUGUUGCAACUUUAAAUGUUUCCAGGUUUAUCAGUGUACAAAGGGCAUUGUAAUGCAAUUAUUUCAGUCCCUUUUGUAAAUAACUUGAGCCAAGUUUACUUUUCAACAGCACACAAAGUUUUCCUGUUCACAGUUUCACUUAUAAGUGUUCAGACUUUUAAAUGUGAAGUUUACUUCUCUGCCCCUCACAGCUUGGCAGGCUAUCCCCCAUUCUACCCUAAUGCACGAACUGGUUUGUCAGUCAGGGAUCAGAUCACGCAGGGAAUUUAUACAUUCAUUCCAUCAAAAUGGGACGGUAUCUCCGAUGAUGGUAAGGGACUAAUGUAAAUCCUCAUCAAAAUGACAUAAAAAUGUACUGCAUGCAUGUUGUCGUGACGUGACUUUCAUUAUUGUGAUGACUAUUAUUUAUCAAAUAAUUACCUACUAUGUUUAAUUGUUACUAGAUUAAAUUAAUCAUGUAACAAUUAACUAAUUAGGAAUUUGGGGCACCACGGGAAAAGUUGUUUAACGAGUUACCGUUUUCCGAAUUAACUCUAAAGAGAUCUAGAUAUCUCUUAUCAUUUAAACAGUCAUUUAUUAAUCAUUUACCUCAUCAGUCUCAUUCUGAGACGUAGGCUCUUUAAGUCUGCACGAACCCGGGUCUUACUGAUCAUUCCGUACCACACAAAUUGAUUUAAAUUAUUUAUUUACACAUCUAAUUAAAAAUGAUAACACAAGAUACAAACACGUACACGGUAUAGGUAGGGAUUAGAAACUUAAUACAAUGAAAAAUGGGACCCUAGCGGACUAACACAAUAUGACACUUGUUACAAAAGAUGGCGAGUUAAAGAGCGGGAGCGGAACUACUUUGCCCGGAACUGCCGCCCGUUUGGGAAGAAAAACAGUGCAUGUAUUUACGUGUUGGAGGUCUUCGUCGUGUAUCUCUGUUGGACCCAGGCCUUCGUGGGAAGGGGUCGAUUGGGCCUUCUCUUUCGGAUGGCCUUUUAGAUGCAAGGCUCAGAUUGUCCACAAGAGGUCACAAUGUCCUUCUUUUUAGUUGUCUGUUUACUUUCACUCGUUCUGGAAGUGGUCUUCUGAGGACUGCUUAGCCGUGUCGAUGAUCCCCUGUGGGGUGAUGAGAGCAGUGUAGUAGACGAUGGUUUGAAAAGAGUAAUGGUCCCACUUAAAUUCACCUUCUUAGAUACAGUACUUAGAACAGCUACUCGUAACAUUGAUUGUUAAUGGAGGCAACUUUGUCGUCUUCACCUCGUUGAUUUUCAGGGUCGGGACCAAUAUGGACAAAAGCUGCAGCUUGAGGUCCGUCUGAUCUGAUAAUUCUUAUCUCAUUCUUUUAUGCACUCUGGUAAAGAGGGGCGUUUCCGUCAUACUGACACGCUCUCUGAGCUCCCUCGGGCGUGGCUAGUUACGAGGCAAAAGUAUUAUCAUCACUAUGAUUUUGUUAGAAAGCUAAAAUCACAUUCCUAUCUUCACGAAAACAUUGUCUUCCUCCUUGAUAUUUUCUACACAAGGUAAAGAAUGUAAACUUGAUAUACACAGUGUAAAAACUCUUCAAGUCACAAUGUUUUUGUUAUAACGCCUUUAUAAAAUUUUUAAUGACAUCACAAAAUAGACAUUCAUUUUCCAUAUUCCAUUUCUCAUCAUUCCCAACGUUUGGAUGUUGAAAUAUAUUGUCCCAAUGUUCAUUGUUGGAGGUUGAAGUUUUUGGGCGGCAAAAUUGUCUCUGAAACAAAGGCAUUCCUUUCACCAUACUAGAAUGCCAGCGAUAGAUUCUCCUCCUCUCUAAUUUAUGGCAGUAUUAAUGUGGCACAGCCCCCCUGUGGGUAAGAGGGUUGUUGUCGGCCAUUUGCCAAGCUGAUGUGAGACCUUUGAUCCUCACCCAGGGAGAGUCAUGACUAUGUUUAACUCUGUCAUACGUGUGCUAGAGAAAAUAUACAUUUGAAAUGGAUUCCACCUGUCUUGAGUUUGUAAACAACUUAUGCUACUUUACUACAGUCAUAUUGAUAAUUAAAUGUUGUCCGAUACUUAUUUUACUUAUCCUAUCAUGUCUAGCCAAAGACGUUGUGAAGAAACUGCUUCGAGUGGACCCCAAUGCCCGCCUCACCAUUGAGGAGGCUUUACAGCAUCCCUGGCUGAUGGUAAGGUUUAUUGCCGUCUCUCAUUGCCUGGCCCCAGUGCCAUCAAGGCAGGUACGUUUACUGCAUAGUGGAAGGAGGGGGUAUUUUGGGCUAGGCAGUGUUGUAAGUGGCAGCUCUCUGAUCCCAUCAAUCUCCAUCUCAGGAUGAGGCAAUGAAGGAGACCGCUGAAGGCAUCAUGUACCCCAAGGACUCCAGAGAUGCCGAUGCCACAGCAGACUCCGGCGAUUUCACAGCAGUGAGAAAUAAUGUCAUUCUACUACAGUAGUGUUUCCCACCCCUCUCCUGGGGGACCACUAGACAGUCCAAAUUUUUGUUCUAGCCUGAUUUAACUAAGCAAGUUCUUGGUGAUUAGUUGAAUUAGGUACGUAAGUGCAGGGCGAGAACAAAAAUGUUAACUAUCUGAUGGUCCCCUUGGGAGAAGGUUUGCCAUAUGUCAAUAUUGUCCAGAGUAUGUUGUUGCUCACAAAAUUGAAGUAUGUCUCUUGUUACUUUAGGCCUCAACCGGAAAGAGGUCACGAGAAGAUGAGGACGAGCAGCAGCCGACAAAGAGGAGACCAGGCCCAUCCACAGAGGCAACAUGA
Coregonus sp. 'balchen' is the source of this 12698-nucleotide messenger RNA. The record is from the annotation of a GenBank genome assembly. NCBI's taxonomy places the organism in Eukaryota, Metazoa, Chordata, Actinopteri, Salmoniformes, Salmonidae.